Galleria mellonella (greater wax moth) is the source of this 8663-nucleotide messenger RNA. RefSeq names its product enhancer of mRNA-decapping protein 4 (gene Ge-1). The transcript is spliced from 23 exons. Lineage: Eukaryota; Metazoa; Arthropoda; Insecta; Lepidoptera; Pyralidae. Gene Ontology annotation, molecular function: protein binding. Bases 4 to 3594 code for a protein of 1196 amino acids. The record is from RefSeq and is a predicted model, not a curated record. Gene Ontology annotation, biological process: deadenylation-independent decapping of nuclear-transcribed mRNA. Gene Ontology annotation, cellular component: P-body.
UUUAUGACAAUGCUUCCGAAGCUGUCGGAUACAACUCAAACUAUAUCAUUCUCAGAGGGUGAUGGUGUGUGCAGUGCUGAAGUGUAUGCCACUGAUGUGGUGAUCACAACUAACGCUGGCAGCCACAAUCAUGGCAGCUCCAAGGUCAAAUUGCGCAACCUGGUUGACUAUAACUGGGAACCAAAAUUCUACCAUGGCCAACUGUUGGCCAUUCACAUCAGUGGAAAAUAUAUGGCAUAUUCCAUUAAAGCGAUAAAUCCCGUGAACCCUAGCUCCUGGAGCGGCAUGGUGCGCGUGGUGUACAACCCGGAGCCGGGCACGGAGCGCCGCGCUCUUAUCAAGGGCAUGAAGGGAGUGGUGCAAGAUCUGGCAUUUGCUCACAUUCAGAGCCAAGUGGUGCUUGCGUGCAUUGACGAACAGGGCAACUUCUAUGUCCACGAGAUUGAAGCUAACGACACUGCAAUAAGGUGCACGCUGGUGGCGGAGAUCCGCGAGGACACGGGCGUGGGCGGCGGGGCGCAGCGCGUGGUGUGGUGCCCCUACAUCCCCGACGACGACGACGACGCGCCCGACGACGACGUCGCGCGCCUGCUGCUCACCACGCACCACAACAUCGCACGCAUGUGGAACAUGCGAGUGAUAGCGUCGCAAGUGGCGGCGACGGAGUGCGUGGGGUCAGCGCGCGAGCUGGCGGGCGGCGGCGGCAGCAGCGGAAGCGGCGGCGGCGGCGGCGUGCUGACGGCCGCGGACCACGGGGCUGCCAUCGUGGACGCGGCCUUCUCGCCAGACGGCACCGCCCUCGCCACCGCUUCCACUGACGGAUACGUCAUGUUCUUCCAGGUGUACAUGCACAACGAGAGUAGUCCACGGUGCCUGCACAAAUGGCAGCCACAUGGAGGCAAGCCGCUCAGCUGCCUCUUUUUCCUCGACAACCACAAGAACUACAAUGCCGAUGUCCAAUUCUGGAAGUUUGCCGUAACUGGUGCAGAGAAUAACUCCACAAUAAAGAUCUGGUCGUGCAAGUCCUGGAACUGCCUGCAGACCAUCUCCUUCACACCGAGUUUGGGACCAGAGCAGCCCGUGCUGGGACUGAAGGCUAUGCUGGACACCAGCGCCAGCUACCUGGUGCUGUCUGACUUCGAGACGAGGAGUCUUUAUGUGUUGAACAUGGCAUGGGAUGUGGAUGAUACCACUGCGUACUGUAAAAGCAUAUCGGAGUUCCUUCUCCCAUACCCUGUUCUCAGUUUUUGUAUAGCUGAUGCUGAAGAGGAGCAAGUGAAAUGCGAGUCAAGCUGCGACGACCCGUUCCACAGGAACGGUUCUGCCGGGGACCCUCGCGACUCACCCGACGAGUUUGAUGUAAAUCGCGAUCAGUCGGGGUCGGCGUGCGGCGCGGGCGCGGCGUGCGGCGGCGGGCGGCGCGCGCGGCUGCGGCUGCUCAUCGUGCAGCCGCGCGGCCUGCAGGAGGGCGACCUGGCGUACGAGCCGCCGCCGCCGCCGCCGCCGCCGCUGCUAGCCACAGGUCUAUCCGACCUGACGCUGGAGGAUACGGCUCCUCCGGACACCGCGCCGACCACCAUUCCGUCCAGUAUCCUGCAGCAGCAGAGUCAGCAGCUUAAGAACUUGCUCAUGAGAUCACAGACACAGCCGGGCAGUCUCAUUAGUCAGCGUCCAGAGUCUCCCACCGCCCCUACACAGCUGAAUCUCAUGACGCCGGACGCUUUCAGUUCGCCGGGUAAACGCGAGGAGGACGACCCGCCGCUGUCCGCCACGCCCGACGUCGGUGGCAAGUCGCGCUCGUCUCUCGGAGCAGGCGUGUGUAGUGAGCCAGCAGUGAGCAACGCGAGCUUGCUGGUGGGGACGGUGGUGCCCGCGGCGGGCGCGGUGGCGGCGCCGGCGGCGGCGGCGGCGGCGGCGGGCGGCGCGGCGGCCACCGACAAGCCCGCGUCCGGGGGCUCCAGCCCCAGCCGCGAGGUGCAGCAGAUCAUGGAGCACAACGACCACUACUACAAGGAUAUCGAGGGGGAGGAGUCGAGCCAGUCGCCGGCGGCGGAGGAGGCGGAGGAGGCGGAGGAGGCAGACGAGCCGGGGGAGGCGGCCGGCGCGGCACCCGCACCUGCAGCCGUGCCCGCACACACACCCUCGGCGCUCACGCAUACUAACAGCGACACGUCGUGGCCGCAGAUCUCGCUGGCGCAGAUCACGGAGGCGAACCAGAGGAAGGCGUCGAGCGAGAAGUCGAGCAACCAGUCGCUCAACAACUCGCUCGGGCCCGCCGCCGCGCCCUCGCCCGCCGACCGCGCCCGCCUCGACCGCCUCGAGCGGCUCGACCGGCUCGACCGGCUCGACCGGCUCGACCGGCUCGAGCAGAUCGAGCACAAGAUCGACAAGCUCACCGAGCUGGUGGCAUCGCAGUCCCGGGAGGUACGUGCACUGCGGAGCGCCGCCGGCAGCCCGCGCGCCAUGCUGGACGCCGCGCUGCACGAGCACGCGCAGCGCACCGCCGCCGCCGUGCACGCCGCGCUCGCCGACGGGUGGGAGCGCAUCGCGCGUGCAGGCGAGGCGGCGGGCGGGCGCGCGGCGGCGGCGGCGGGCGCGGGCGCGGCGCGCGCGCUCGAGCCGCUGGCCGCCGCGCUGCAGCACGAGCUGGCCGCCAAGCUGGCCGCCACCGACCGCCUGCUGCGCGACAACAUCGACAAGCUCGCCACCAGCAAGACUGUCAUGGACCGGCUGAGCACAGCAGUGGCGACGUCACUAGCGGACAUGGUUCGCGAGUCGUUCCGCACCGCUCUCUUCGACAGCGUCGUACCCGUCAUGGAGAAGGCGCACGCGCAGAUCUUCCGCCAGAUCAACCAGGCCUUCCAGAACGGCACCAAAGAGUUCGCAGCGAACACUGAGGCGGCAGCGCGUGCAGCCGCGGAGCGCGGCGGCGCUGCAGCGACAGCGUCGCUGCGCGCGGCGCUGGAGCGGCACGCCAGCGCGCUGGCGGCUGCGUCCGCGCAGCCUCCCAUGCAGCAGCUGACCGCCGCGCUGCAGGAAACCGCGCACAGCGUGCUGGAGAAGGAGCUGUCGUGGUGGCGAGAACAGGCGCGCGGCGUGGCGCUGCACAUGUCCCGCGCGCACACGCCCGCCGCGCCGCCCACGCCCUCUGCCGCCGCCGCCUCCGCCGCCGACAGGCAGAUGCAAGUGGCGCAGAUCCAGUCGCUGAUGAGCGGCGGCGACGCGAACGGCGCGUUCCAGCUGGCGCUGUCGGCGUCGGACCUGACGCUGGUGGUGGCGGCGUGCCGCGCCGCCGACCCGGCCGCCGUGUUCGCGCCGCCGUGCCGCCUGCGCCAGCACGUGCUGCUGUCGCUCGUGCAGCAGCUGGCCGCCGACAUGACGCGCGACACGCACCUCAAGCACAGGUACCUAGAAGAAGCGGUGAUGAACCUCGACACGAACAACCCAGUGACCCGUGAGCACCUGCCCGCGGUAAUACGCGAGCUGCAGAAGCAAAUAAUGGCAUUCCUGAACGCAAACCCAGGGCACGCGCUCACGCGGCAGUUCAAAAUGCUGCUGAUGGCCACCGAGUCGCUGGUGAAGAGCGCGGUCUGACCGCGGUCGUGCUGCCACUGCGCCUGCGACCUAUACAGGACCAUGCACCGGCUGCACUGACCGCCCGCUCGCCGACGCAGCGGUGUCGUUGUGCUUGUGAAUGCAAGUUGAUACUCAGAUAUGUUUAAAGUGCCACGGAAUGUGUUUAACAGUCGAUUCUGAAAGCUUUGAGCUUUGUGACGGGAAAAGUAAAGGUAAUAUUUUAUUAUAGAGAGACUUAUACAGUGAACGACAGAUAUCCUGAACUAAACUGUAGAUAAUGAAACCCUUAUUUUUUAACCUAAACUUUGACUGUACAAGUCACGGGGUAUUAAAAAGUUCUUGAUACUUUAUUCCCCUAUCAAUACCCCCCAUACAUGAAACGUCACUACUCAAUAAUCAAUGACUUAUUUGUCAUUUAAAGUCAAUAUCCUAUAAAAAUAUUAUUAUACAUAAUAAUGUAUCAUUGAAUAAAUUUAUUUAGUGUUAAUAAGUGCGAGGUAAAGUGAGUUCAAAUGUACAAUUUACAUAAUUGUAUAUGUAACGAAUUAUACAAAUUGAAACCGUCAUAGGGACGAUCAAUCUGUCUGUUUUUUUUUUUCUAAUUAUGUAUUUUAUACUGCAUAUCCUAUGAUCAACAAAGCUUGUCAAAUAUAUUGUAACAUCACAUCACAUCACAUUUUAUUUUAUAAUAUCACACAAGGUGUUACAAGAAGUGCUAUUCAUGAGGUAACAGAAACUGAUUGUACUCUGUACCUGACCUUAGGGAGAUAUUUAUGCUUUAUUCUAGAAGAGGAGAUUGUUUAAUGCAGCAAACGACUUGGUGUAAAUUUUGUUAGUAAUAUUGCAUCAAAAUAUAUAUGUAUAUAUGUUUUGUUUUGCAAUAUCACCCGCGUACAUUACGUAAGAAUUUAUAAAAGUCAGUAGUUAUAGUUUAAAUUUCUUUGUUUAUGAUAAUUUCCGUUUUACACUGACAACAAUAUUAUGGUUAACUUAUUCUCUGACAUUUAUAAAAUAGUCGUAGAAACGUUUUUUAUCUCCUUUUCUGUGUUCUAUAGAGAAAUAACUGUGACAUCACAUUGAGAAUUGACAUUAAACCAACCAAUUUUUGGUUUAAUUGUAUUUUGUAAUAAUUUCAGAAACAAUUUUUUCUGUCUCUUGCAAAACUUAAGCAGAAAACAGAAUACAUUAUUUGAUAUUGUUAGGAGAUAUUCGCGGUUGACUGUCGAAUGAGUGUUUUGUAAUUUAUCGUAUCACGGUAUGAUAUCGUAUGAUUUUAUCGUCACGAUAUAAUUGUGGAAUCAAAAUGCAUGCUCACGUAGUCACUAAUUUCCGCGCACUGUAUCGUCGAGGAGAAUUAAUUAAAAACGAGUCUCAAUACAAUUGUACACUUUUUAUGUUUUCUGUUUAGUGUUAAUUUACACCAUCAUUUAGGUAACGCAUGAUAAUUUACCCGGGUUAUCUGGACAUUACGAUCAGGAUACACAUUGCUGUGGUCACGAGACUGAUGUUACGUAAAUGAUCGUGUCAAUUCUCGUGUUUUAUAAACCAUAAACUAUGCAACGCGAAGGUAAAAGUCUAUGCUCGUUUUGCUCUUCUAUUAUAUCGUGACGAUAAAAUCGUACGAUAUCAUACCGUCCCACGAUAGACUACAAAAGCGCCCAAUCAACCUUAUGAUUAACAUGUAAUGUGAUAUAAUUGUAUUAAAAUGACAUUAUUAAUAAUAUGUGUGACUCGGAAGUGAUUACUGAUUAGUGCUAUGGUUUUUAAAAGACCACAUUUUUAUAGUCGUCUCUUUCGUGAGUAAGCGCUAGAUACUCUAUCUCGCUCUAAGUUAAGAAUCUACAAGAUUUCGCCAAGCAUGUAUAUUUUAUUGAUAAGCUUACUGUUGCGGUAUCAGACUGUUUAAAGUUUUUUGAAAUGUAUAAAGUUUCUAACUUUAUGAAUACAUUACCUUAUGCUUUAAAGUUUUCGUGAAUUGCUUUAAACUUUUUUUGAUUUCAUAAAUACGUAUAAAGUUUAUGAUAAUGAUUAUAAAAAUCUUUUUUUUUUUAAUAUAAUAUACAAAAACAAACGAGUCUCAUAAAUGAUUUAAAAAAAAAGUCGAUUGCUACAUAAAUAUAGUAUGUUUUGUAAAUUAUUAAUGUUAAAUAUAAGAUUAAGAAGUUGCAAAGCAGUUAUUUAACCGCGCCCGUCGCCAUUGCGAGCUUGCAUCGCAGAAUAAAGACUGUAGGAAAAUUUGACGGUGCUACUUUCGGCGCACAAGACACGAUGUUUGGCAAUAAAUCGAGGCGAGCGGUUUGACUUGCUAAUUGGCGAUUGUGCAUCGCCAAUUUAAAAGUUGCCGCAACCUCGGCAGUUUAGUAGCCGAACAAAACUGUAGUUCGAUGAGUUUUGAAUUAAACUAAAUUUCUGAACAUAGGUCGGAAUGCUUAAAAAUUGCACCCUGUGAAAUCUUGGUUCGAUGAGGUAAAUAAAUAAACAAUUAGUCAAUUUUAACACGUUGACUGCCAUGGCAAUUUUAAAAAAUCUGGCCUAACAAAAUGACAAUUCGAUUUAAUCACAUUCAAUCGACUCACUGAAACUGCGCAUGUAUGUUGCAUCUCUGUGCAUCUUCUACCGAAUUUAUCACCUGAUUUUCACCACCGUACAACCCGCCACAAACUAAAAUUUCAUCCCAACCAUCUGGACGAGCGGCGGUCCUCCACCGUGCGUUUUUCAAGGCACUUUCUCCCACGCACAACCAUUCUUUGGAAUCAACUUCCAGCAGCAGUAUUUCCGAAUCGAUACGACAUCAUAACCUUUAAGAAGGGAGCAUAUUUCUUUUUAAAAGGCCGGCAGCACACCUGCAAUGCCGUUGGUGUUGCGGAUGACCAUGGGCGGCUGUAGUCACUUACCAUCAGGUGAGCCGCAUGCUAGUUUGCCUCUGUGUUGUAAAAAAAAUAUCAUUAAGAACUAUAAUUCUAUUUAUUUAUUUAAUACUUUAUUGUACACACUAAUUAUACAUAAAAAUUAUGACAGAGGUAAAUCAAAUGUACAAAGGCGAGCUUAACUCUAAAAGAGUUCUGUUCCAGCAAACACAAAGUGGAAAGGAGCAUCAAUGUCAACGGGUAGAGCGGUUUACAGUAUUGUGAAAAUUUUCAAACAAAAGAUUAGAAUUCUAAUGCAUAAUUAUCAUCAAGAAGCAUAAAAAUACAACCAAACCCUAAAAUAUUUUUUAAUUUCAAUUAAUUUUAUAUUUAUAUUUUUGGUUCGUUUUUUAAUACAUUUUCUUUUAAUGCAAGCCAGUGUCAAUUUUUUGUUCUUUCCCCAGAAGCCAUCUAUCGAUAUAAGCACUGAUAUCGUCAUAGUCGUAGAAUACUGACAGAUCUAUAUAUGUAAUAUUCGUCAGAUCCGUCAGUAUUCUACGACUAUGACGAUGUAUUCCCAAUUUAAUCGUAGCUGCACAAACAUGGCAAGUAAACAUAGGACGAGAUAACUCGUAGCUGGCGCUCUAGAAAAGAACCUACCUACACCUACUCGCAACCUACGAGUUAUUUCUUAGUUGGCAGUCAACGUGUUAUCGUAGUUGGCAGUCAACGUGUUAUCUCGUAGUUGGCAGUCAACGUGUUAUCUCGUAGUUGGCAGUCAACGUGUUAUCUCGUAGUUGGCAAUCAACGUGUUAUCUCGUAGUUGGCAGUCAACGUGUUAUCUCGUAGUUGGCAGUCAACAUGUUAUCUCGUAGUUGGCAAUCAACAUGUUAUCUCGUAGUUGGCAGUCAACGCGUUAAUUGUACCAAACGAUGGCCGAAGCCGUACUACAGAAUACACUGUAAGACUCUCUGUACAAUGUUAAAUCUUAGAUAAUUAGCAAAUUGAGACUGCUACACUAAUUGAUAUUAUUUUCGCUUUUCUAUGUGAUUUUCGAUGAUUAACAAAAUAAUUAUACGAACAUAUGAUGCGUAGUUUUAUCCGCUUUGUUUAUAUAACAAGUUAGAUUGUUCUCUCAAUGAGGAAACACCUACACGUAUAUAAUUGAAGCGUUUUAUAUGUGUGUGUGUGUACAGUCGGCAUCAGUUAAAUAUGAACGUGCAAGUUCUCGAACAAUUUACAUCGAGUUCAAGAAAGAUGUUACUUAACUCUUAAGUUCUUGAUAUUUAAACAAGAAAUUGGAAAUAAUAUUAAAUUCUCUCUGUAGUGUUGACUAUUUCGUGUUAUAAUUAAGAUUCCUGUAUCCAAGCAUGUUUUCAUUAAAAAAAAAAUAUUUAUUUUUGAUGUUUAGUUAAAUAUGGCUCUUGAAAUAUAUAUUUGUAUAUUUAUUUUUGCAUAUCCUUUAUUAUUCACGUCCACCAUGGAUGUCUAUUGUCAGUAUGUGCGUGUAAUAUGUACUCAAAUUUAUGAAAUUUCUUCAAUGUUAGGAUUGUUUCUGAUAUUAAUAUACCAUAAGCAUUUCCAAUGUAUAAGUUAAUACUAAUACAACUUAAAUAGUGUUACAAUACAAAUUCCUAUAAUAAUAAAUCCUUUCUUUCAAUCAAUAAUGACUAAAAAUGAAUGGAGAUAUCGGUAGAGGUCGCCCUAGACGCACGUAUGUCGACCAAAUAGGCGACGUGCUGAAGAAGAGCCAAAUUAAAAGUGCCCGUAACCGGCGAGUGUGUAUGAAAAGAUUGAUGAAUGUGGAGGAAGCGAAAGAGGUUUGUUUGAAUCGAAGCAUUUGGCGUUCUAUUGUUUCUGCCUACCCUAAUAGGAGACAGGCGUGACAGGCCUUCCUUUCACUUCGUUGUAUUGACGUGUGAUUAGAAUCGACUUUUGCUUGUUUUUUUUUUUUUCUUUAAAAAUACAUAUAGUGUUUUUUUUUUAAAAAUACAUAACUUACCCUGUUUAUCCGAUUAUAGGACUUAUUAAAACAUUGAUUCGUUUUGAUUAUUUAUUAUUUAAUAUUGAGGAUUUUCUCAGAGAUUUACAGCAUUUGCUAUUCUGAUGGUGACUGUACAAGACGAGAUAUUUUAUUUCUGCUAAAGUGAAAUGUUGUGUUUAUUUUGUAACGUAUUUUCUAAACUUCAAAUUAAUGUAAGAAAUGUAUAAAUAAAAACAUUCAUUUGUAUUGCCUAUUUA